Molecule: messenger RNA, 1161 nt
Organism: Cucumis melo (muskmelon)
Lineage: Eukaryota; Viridiplantae; Streptophyta; Magnoliopsida; Cucurbitales; Cucurbitaceae
Product: beta-carotene isomerase D27, chloroplastic
Exons: 7
Coding region: 213-974 (253 amino acids)
Molecular function (GO): iron ion binding
Source: RefSeq, a predicted model, not a curated record
CAAGUCCCAUCUUUGAAACUUCAUGUUAUAUUCCAUCUUCAUUUCCAUCUGUAUUACCUUAAUUUGAGAUUUCUACAGAGAGAUCCAUUUGUAUUACCAUAAUUUAAAAUACUUACUUUUCUAAAGAGUACCUCUACCUUUAAAUACAGCCCAAAGUUUGUUGUAAUCCUGAAGUUCUCCUUCCUCUCUCUCUUCUCUCUCAAAACAAAGAAAUGGAUUUAAGAGUUAUUCAAGAUACGACAGUCAUUUUGCCAACAAUGAUGAACAACAACAAAAUGAAGUUGAGAAGAAAAAACAUUCUUUGUGUUGGGGUGCUCACAAGAUCAGCAGAGGGUGAAGUAAUAGAAGAAACAAGAAAAACCAAAACUGUUUAUACAGAUAAUUGGUUUGAUAAAAUUGCCAUAGACCAUUUGUCUCAGGCAGUACAAGCAACAUCAGGUUGGAGAAGCAAAAAGAGUGGAUAUGAAAGCUUGUUGGAAGUGACAACAAUGGCAUCGAGAAAUUUCAACCACAUCAAACAAAAAGAAGUUGUCAUUCAAGCCCUUGGAAGGGCAUUUCCAAAGCCAAUCCUCUCUUUGAUAAAAGCAUUGCUACCGCAAUCCAAAUUCGCAAGGGAAUAUUUUGCUGCAUUCACCACUGUCUUCUUUGCUUGGUUAGUUGGACCCUGCGAGGUGAAGGAAUCAGAAUUCAAAGGGAAAAGAGAAAAGAAUGUGGUUCAAAUCCAUAAGUGCAGGUUCCUAGAGCAAACUAAUUGUGCUGGAAUGUGCAUUAACCUAUGCAAGUUUCCAUGUCAGGAUUUCAUCAAAGAUUCCUUAGGAAUGCCUGUCACCAUGGUCCCCAAUUUUGAUGACAUGAGCUGUGAGAUGAUAUUUGGAAAGGAACCACCAGCUUCAAUCGAUGAUCCAGCGCUUAAGCAACCAUGUUACAAACUAUGCAAAACGAAAGAGAAACAUACAACAAACUGCUUCAUUUAAAGCAAAGGGAUGCUGAAAGAUUUUUUUUUGGAUAAUAUCCAUUUGAGCUCCCAAUUGUCUUUUGUUUCCAAUAUUUUCUGAAUUACAGGAGAACCUCUUUUCAUCUUCAUCUUCCAAGAUGAACAGAUAGUUUUACUGUUUAGGCAUCAGAGAAAAAAUAACUUUGCAGAAUCUGGCUUUCUAGUCA